Messenger RNA from Podarcis lilfordi (Lilford's wall lizard), 18585 nucleotides. The record is from the annotation of a GenBank genome assembly. Lineage: Eukaryota; Metazoa; Chordata; Lepidosauria; Squamata; Lacertidae.
AAGAGGCGGGGCCCAGGAGUUGACAAGCCGCCGGGAGGGCGGGUGUCUCCGGAGUGGAGGAAGGGUUGGGAUGGGGGCCGUGAGGGAGACCUAAGUGGCGGCGGCGGCGGGUCGACUAUGGCGCGGAGCGGCCGGGCCGUUGGGAAGGCGCUCGCCGCGCGGCUGGCCUUGACUCCGCGGAGAGCCGCUCUCAGGUAUGAAAGGCGGGGUCGUGAGAAGCUCCGCCCACCGCUCUCUGAGGUGGGGGAGAAAUAGCUUCCUCAGACCCAGAAAAGGCCGGCUGUGGGGAGGCGAGGGGUGCGGGGAGCUUCACCCUUCGCAGCCCGACCUCUCCGGGGAGCUUUUUCAGGCAGGCGAGGGAGGUCACCUCACCCCACCCCCGGCUCUGAGGGUGGCUCCCUGCCCUUGUUAGGCUUGCUCUGGUGUCCCCUUUCUCCGCCUCUUCUUCCCUCAGCGUGACAGGCAGAAGUUCAACAGGUGGCGUUCGCGCUUGCUUUCACGCUCUGUGCUGUGGGGAGGAGUGGAAAGGGGCCAAGGCUUGGGUACCUGGAGAAUUGGGUUCGCUCCACCUCCUCCUCCUGUUGUUGUUGUUUAGUCGUUUAGUCGUGUCCGACUCUUCGUGACCCCAUGGACCAGAGCACGCCAGGCCCUCCUGUCUUCCACUGCCUCCCCCAGUUUGGUCAAACUCAUGCUGGUAGCUUCAAGAACACUGUCCAACCAUCUCGUCCUCUGUCGUUCCCUUCUCCUUGUGCCCUCCAUCUUUCCCAACAUCAGGGUCUUUUCCAGGGAGUCUUCUCUUCCCAUGAGGUGGCCAAAGUAUUGGAGCCUCAGCUUCAGGAUCUGUCUUUCCAGUGAGCACUAAGGGCUGAUUUCCUUAAGAAUGGAGAGGUUUGAUCUUCUUGCAGUCCAUGGGACUCUCAAGAGUCUCCUCCAGCACCAUAAUUCAAAAGCAUCAAUUCUUCGGCGAUCAGCCUUCUUUAUGGUCCAGCUCUCACUUCGAUACAUCACUACUGGGAAAACCAUAGCUUUAACUAUACGGACCUUUGUUGGCAAGGUGAUGUCUCUGCUUUUUAAGAGGCUGUCUAACUUGGUCCUCUGCCAUGGAAGACAAAGCACAGGACAAAGCUGGUCGCAACAAAACAAAAUGAAACAAAAAGCCCAGAGAACCAAUAUGAGUUGUAGGAAGUCACCUUUAAUUUGCUCUACGAAAUGAAGGGAGCGAAGUGGAAAUAUUUCGCUUAAAAGAGCCCCACACCUGUUAAACAUCUAUAUAUUAUAUGGAAUUAAAUGUGCAUUGUUGUUGUAACUACUCAUAUUAAGGGGCGGGGGGAUGUAAUAGUGAAAUACUUUCACUAUGAGACUCUCUUGUCUACCCGCCUGGAGUUCAUUAACAUUAGGAGACAAUUCUCGGAAACGCUUUGCCUGUUACGCUUGUCUGGAGUGUUUCUGUGGCAUCUUGUUUGCAAAACGCUGCUGACUGCAAGAAAAGGAUAUGUUGUCCUAUGGCUUUUAUUUACAGUGCAGUCCUAUGGAAGUAAGUCCCAUUGAGCUUGAGAAGACUUACUCCAGGGUAAGCAAAUACAGGAUUGCAGCCUCCCAUCAUUAAUGUUUUUCUUCGACUUCCCCAUUAGUAUCCAAAGCCGCUAACAAAAAACAUUGUUGUGUAAAGAAACAAUACAAUGCAUGCACUGUAAACUGAGCCCUUUUGCCUUUCAGAGGUGAAAGGAUAGUCUUUUCCUCCUGCAAAGACCCUUUGCUCUUUGGUACCUGUUGUCUGAGCUUGGAUGGUGAACAUCAGAGAUUGUUCAUCAUCUUAGCACAUUUCUGCUCACUUUUGCCUGCCUUUAUUCCUUUCCAACUCCCAGACUCCACUAAGAGCCUAAUGCCUUUGCACUGCUAUGAGCUGCCAUGUGCUGCAUGAUUGUACAGCCCUUGGCCCCUUCCACCCUUUGGAUGUUCCAAAUCCCUGGGUUUUUUGGCAAGGGUAAAAUGUAACUACUGAUAGCAGAGACCCUGCCCGUUUCCAUGCCCCACAUAAGAUAUUCAACUUGGGAAAUAGAUUCUUGAUGUCUUUAUAAUAGAACCAGUGAUGUGGGUUGGUUUUUUGCUUGUUGUUGUUGUUGUGUUUUUGAGAAUUGUAUUCUGCAAAUUAGAGUAACUUUUUCUACGAAAAUUUUCUGAUGCAAAGCACCCUAUGCAAAACAAAAUAACAAAUUUCCUUCCAGUAGCACCUUUGAGACAAACUAUGUUUGUUAUUGGUAUGAGCUUUUGUGUGCAUGCACACUUCUUCAGGUACCACACGAAAGCUCAUACCAAUAACAAACUUAGUUGGUCUCUAAGGUACUACUGGAAGGAAAAAAAAUAUUUUGUUUUGACUACGGCAGACCAACACGGCUACCUAUCUGUAACACCCUAUGCAAAUUAGGGUAAAGUUGCAUUGAAUUAUAUGCAUCAGAAAAUUUUCUGAUGCCCUUGAGUGAACUAAUUUAGCAUGUUUGUUGUACUUAGUAAAGAAAGUUAAAAACCCUGCAGCUACUAAAAUUGCCUAAUAAUUACUUGUAACUAGCAUCCAUUUAUUGUUGCUAACAAAAUGAUGAAAUAUUCCCCCCACUGGAAAUUACCCACCCUGCAUCACUAGCCAGAACCCACCUCCCCAAUUAAUCAUUGCAUCUGUCAAAUAAUAACUGUCAAUUAAUCGUUGUAUCUUCUAACUUGGUGUUGUUCAACCUUGGGGUUCCCAGGUGUUGUUGGACUACAACUCUCAGCAUUCCUGAUUGGGCAUGUUGAGAUUUGGAGUCUAGUAACAUCUGGUUGAUACUGACAAUCUCUCUAACUGCAAGGUUUUUAUUCUAUGGUCUGCUGAUUAAAUGGAAAAUACUGUAUUUUUCGCACCACAACACUCACUUUUUUCCUCUUGGAAAGUAAGGGGAAAUGUCUGUGCGUGUUAUGGAGCGAAUGCCUACGGAUGGCGGGGGGGUCUGCUGCAGUCGUGAGCAGAGGAUCCAUGAUUCCCCUUCCUUCCCUCCUCCGUAGCUCGCUUUGAAACAGCAAAGCGGGAGAAGAUCCGCUGAGUGGGGAGGAGAGAGGGACAGAGAGCCUGCUUGCUUUAAAGGAGCAAAGCGGGAGAGGAGAGGAGCCGCUUACAUGAGUCCGGAGCUGUUUUUUUCAGCGAGCCAGGGAGGAGGGAGAGAACAGCUCGCUAAAUAGCAGCAAAGUUUUUCGCAAGCAGGCUCUCUGUCCCUUCUCCUCCCCACUCAGCUGGCUAAAUGGUAGCAAAGUUUUUCAGCGAGCCGGGGAGGAGGGAGAGAACAGCUCGCUAAAUAGCUGCAAAGUUUUUCAGCGCGCCGGGGAGGAGGGAGAGAAGCAGAGCCUUUAAAGGAGCAAAGCGGGAGAGGAGAGGAGCCUUCUCCCCUUAUACCCCUCUUCUGCAUUAUUAACAGCAUCCUUCUCCACCCACCCCACGCAUGUUCCUUGUCCCUUGAGUGCUUUUCCUUCCCUCCCCACUUAAAACGUGGUUACAAAGCACGGAUCCACUUGGAUCCUCAGGAUUUUUGCACUGGGUCACCCCAAAUUCACCAUCAGAUCACAUAGCAUGUCCAUGGCUACAGCUUGCACCAAAAAAAGCACGCACCCACUGUUGCCUGGGGCCGCAGUGGUGCAAAAACAUGGUUACAAAGCAUGGAUCCACAUGGAUCCUCAGGAUUUUGCAUUGGGCUACCCCAAACUCACCGUCAGAUCACAUGUCUGUGGCCACAGCAUGAACCACAAAAAUCAUACAUCCACUGUUUCGUUUAGAAUAUAUUUUUUCUUGUUUUCCUCCUCUAAAAACUAUGUGCGUAUUAUGGUCGGGUGCGUGUUACGGUGCGAAAAAUACGGUACUUUGAAAGAAUGUGCCUGCUGCUACAGUAAACACAGGGGGGAACUAAACUUUAUUUCACCUGGGUUAAAGACCCAGUUUGGCACCCCCCACACGUGCAUUUGCGUACACACACAGGUUGGGAGUCCUCUGGAGGCUUCACCCAGGGCAAAACCCUCGGCUAUCCCCCCCUGUAGUUGUGGCAUUGCUUAACAUACAUAUUUAAGAAGUUAAAAUUAGUUGCCCUUCAAAAAAUGUUAUGUAACUACAACAGUCUGUAUAGUAGUGCUUUCAGUGUUGCCCACAAAAAGUAUUCCUUUGAAACUGGUACAACAGUACGCUAGCUAUUGCUCUAAAGUUCCCCUGCAGUGCCUGUCUCCCAUUUCUAUUCAUUUUGGUACAUGCAAUACGUACUUGUCUUUGUUCAGAGACCCAAGGCAGAAGAAGAAUAAACAGCACUUUGAAACAUUGAUAAUUUGAGUUCUGUGAUUCAUAGAUGACCUUUUUGAUCAAGGAGAUCAGCUGGGAAAGGUCAAAUUCAUUUCUAACUUCUCAUCCUUGUGCCUGUUCAAUUCUAAUGUUGUAAUUCUAAUCUAGUUUUAUAGCUGAAGCUAUACAUUUGAGGUUUUGAUGAGGACAUACAGUACUGUGAAAAGCUUCACAGCUUUCCCGAUACAUAGAGGAUUCCCAGCCACUAAGCUAAAUUACCCCCCCCCAAACAUACACACUUUGAAAUCUCAACUCAUAACUGUGAACAUUGAUCUUCUAAUGAAGGGUGGUAUAGAAAUUGAAUAAAUAAUAAAAUAGUAGGGGUGAGGGACCUCUGGUCUGCAGACCAAGCUUUGUCUGUCAGGGAUCCCAGUUUGACCCAUAAGGCUGUUUCCCCCCAACCACAUCCACUUACCCCACACCUGACAUCAUAAGUGACAUAAUGUAAAACCUCUGAGGGCUCAACGUGAUCUCUCAGUUUCUUUAUUUGCAGUUCCUUGCUCUAAGCGGGGAAAGGUGUUUCCAUUGAAACCAGUGCUGAAGCCUAAUGUUCUGAUUAAUUUUGCUUCCAGUGUUGUUUCCCAAAGAAUAUUGUUAGCAGUUAAGUGAAAUAUCAAAGAUCUGGACAGAGUUUGCUAGAUCAAAAUGAAAAAAAAAAUCCUGCACACAAUAGAAGCUUCAGUGUUUAGUUUGCAAGUAAAAAUAAUUGGUCCUGCUAAAGAAAGUGGUUAUUUUGCCAUCAAGCUAAGUAGAAGAUUUCUUAAUUGAAAUCCCAACAUAAAAAGAGUUAUUAGCACAUGCUUGAGUGCAUAUAUUAAAAUAUCUGCACUAAUUUUUUUGUUCUGGACACAACACUGAGGGAUUUUGAGAUCAGAAAAAGGCGUCCUACUUUUCCUGAUUUUUUCAGAAGCUUGUAUGACUGUAAGUUAAAACAAAUUUAUGAUACAACAGUAAUCAGCUAUGAUAGCUAACACGAACCACUGUGUUUAGAGGGGGAAUAUGAAUUCUGGAUACUGAAGGACCACUAUACAAAAUGGUCAUCACUAUUGUAUCUUGCUUCUGGACUUCCAGAGCGUAUAUGGCAACACUAAAUUAUGUAAGAAAAUUAUGCAAGAAAAUUAUUUAAGUGACUGCCUUUCAGGGUCUUUCACAUAUAUUGCCAGCACUAUUACUUUGGGGGUAAGAAUUUACCGUAUUUUUUGCACUAUAACACUCACUUUUUUCCUCCUAGAAAGUAAGGGGAAAUGUCUGUGCGUGUUAUGGAGGGAAUGCCUACGGGUGGCAUGCCUACGGAUUUUCCUCCUCUAAAAACUACGUGCGUGUUAUGGUCGGGUGCGUGUUAUAGAGCGAAAAAUACGGUAGAUGUCUAGGGGGGGCCUUCAUUUGUGGAGAAAUGUUGCUAUUUCAAGCAGUGUUGACAUUAGUGUGGAAUUGCUUUUGCCACCAUGGUUAAGUUUUGAAAAUCUAGAUCCUUUCAUUCAAAGCCAGCAACAUUUGUACCAAUGCAGAUCUGUGGCAUGUGGGACCCUCAGGGGUAGGGAGAAAUUUCCCCUGACCAUUACCAGCAAGUUUGUCACAGAAGAUGUUAGAAGACUCCUAUGCAAGAUUGCUCUUCUCGGUGUGCUAAGAGGGGUGAGAAAACAUUUUGGUACAGAGGAGCAUGUGACUACUACUUCUAGUUUGAAGAAUCCCUGCCUGUGCAAGAACAAGAAUUACUGUUUUCAAGGAUGUGUGGUUCAAGCUCAUUUUACUGUUUUAUAGCAGAAAGGGACAGAGUAUUAGAGAUGCUAUAGGGCAGUUCAAACAGAUGAGCAUAGGGUAACGUGGCCUCAGACUGACUUGGAGCCAAGUCUUAAGGGGUGGAUGGCCUUUGUAUUGUACUGUUGCCAGGUUCUUUCUCAUGACUGAGAUAUAUUUAGGUUGUCCUAAAAAGUUAGCCUAAUCCUGAACAGCUUGCAAGCUAUGAUUGUCCUUGUGUUACAUUUUGAUUUAAUGAGCGAGAUCCAACUGCGACGUCCUGCUUGCGCAACAGCCUUCUACUUGCCAAAUGGGACUUUCCCUUCCACUUCUCCCCAUGAGCCUUCAGCUCCCCAAUCAGCUCCAGAAAUUCUGGAGAACCCUCUGGAGCACAUUGGGGGGCUUCAGGGAAAGGAGAUGGGGCAGCCCUCUGGCUUGACGCUGGAUCUUGCACAUUAUUAUUUAGAUAAAUGAUAAAUUAUUUUGUUAAGCAUGGGCUAAUUCUAAUAAAGAAAUUUAAAUCAUUGCAGGCAUUUGACUUCUUGGGAAAUUUUGUUGAGCAAGGCCCCUCUGCUUCAAGUACCUGGAACGCACUGUGUUUUUUCAAGAAGAACUUUCUUCAACAUUACUUCACCAUUAGGGAACAAAAGGAAAGAAUAUUCAGAGAGAAGAAUUAUAGGGUUUGUAUACAAAUAAGUAGAAUUACAAUUGUAUAUGAAUGCAUGGUGUUGAUUUGCAUGACCAAAUUUUGAUCAAUGUUUCGACUUCUAUUGGUUUUGCCCAAGAUGUGUUUACUUAAAAUUGAUUCAAGUCUUAUUUAUUUGUGAGUUACUUCAUUCUCAGUCUUUGAAGAAUUUACGUUUCACAGAUAGUCACAUUAUGAGGCAAACAUGGGACUCCCAUCUCUCUCUUUGCUGCAUAAUUUUUUGUAUGGGGAUGCUGCAUAAUUUUUUAUAUGGGGAUGGGGAUCUUCACUGAGAUCAUGUUGUCUAAUUUAGAAGCAAAUAUAUUGUACAGUGCAGUUUAGAAAGUACAUGGUGUGCUUAAAUUAGGUGCACCGUAUAGUGUCAUAUUGUCACACCAGUACACAUGUGAACUUUUUUUACUAAUUUGGAAGGCAAGGGUAUUUAACAAAUUUGAUGAAGCUAUUAUGUUUUGCGCCCGUGCUAGGGUUUUUCUGGCUCAUCAUCCCCUUGUAUCCAUGGAAACCUGCUCUUCAGAAUGGGUUUUUUUGGGAACAGCACAGAAUACAGGUUUGGAGGGCUGCAGAGAGAGAAGAUAAUUGUCCAACUGGAAGUUGUUUUCUCUGUGUGCAAAGUAUCUUUUGGAUCCAAACCACAGAAUGGCUCUUUGCCUAAAGUUAUAAAAACUGUUACACUGUUUAGAAACAGUUAAGCAGUCUUCAUGUUUACAGUGAAAGGAUUCCCAUACAGUGGUGCCUCGCAAGACGAAAUUAAUCCGUUCCGCGAGAGUCUUCGUCUAGCGGUUUUUUCGUCUUGCGAAGCAAGCCCAUUGACGGAUUAGCGCUAUUAGCGCUAUUAGCGGUUUAGCGGCUAUUAAAGGCUUAAAGGCUUAGGGGAUUAGCUGCUAAAAGGCUAUUAAAGGCUAUUAAAGGCUUAGCAGAUUAGAUAAAGGGGGAGUGAAAAAAAUCUCAAGACUCGCAAGGUAUUUUCGUCUUGCGAAGCAAGCCCAUAGGGGAAUUCGUCCUGCGAAGCAACUUCAAAACGGAAAACCCUUUCGUCUAGCGGUUUUUCCGUCUUGCGAGGCAUUCGUCUUGCGGGGCACCACUGUACAUAAGUAGGUUACCGUAGUUAAGUUGCUGAAGCGUGUAUUUCUGUGUUAAUAAUUUGCAGAGCUGUACUGGCAAUAUUAAUUUUGGUAGAAAUUGCUAUGCUGUUACAAUGUGGCUUGAAGUGUAAAAAUAAAUCCCUUGAGUCAAAUAACACCAUAGAGUGAAGGAGACUCUUACGGACAUUUACAUGGAAGUAAUUAAGCUUCACCGAAUACAGUGGAGUUUCUUCUGAGUACAUUCAUAGGAUUGUGCUGUAAAACAGGUUUGAGCCUGAUUUAACUCCUAUUGAAAUGAAUGGAAAAGUGAAAAUACCAAACACUUAAGGUAACUGUGGUCCACUGUAUGCUCAGAAAUUUCUCAAAGUAGGGUAGGGAAAGCCUUCGCAUUUUGCCUUUAUCAUAAAAUAAACUUUAGUUGGGUCAAGAAAACUGGAGUAGAUUGGUUUUUUUGAAGUGUGUGUACCAAAACUAUGAAGGGACGCGGGUGGCGCUGUGGGUUAAACCACAGAGCCUAGGACUUGCCGAUCAGAAGGUCGGUGGUUCAAAUCCCCGGGACGGGGUGAGCUCCCUUUGCUCAGUCUCAGCUCCUGCCAACCUAGCAGUUCGAAAGCACAUCAAAGUGCAAGUAGAUAAAUAGGUACCACUCUGGCGGGAAGGUAAACGGUGUUUCCGUGUGCUGCUCUGGUUCGCCAGAAGCGGCUUUGUCAUGCUGGCCACAUGACCUGGAAGCUGUACGCCGGCUCCCUCGGCCAGUAAAGCGAGAUGAGCGCCGCAACCCCAGAGUCGGUCACGACUGGACCUAAUGGUCAGGGGUCCCUUUACCUUUACCUUUUACCAAAACUAUAUAUAUAAAUGUUAAAAGGCUACAGGAGCUAAUGGGACCCCAAAGAAAAAUGUUACCUGCCCUUCCUACAAGGUUCUCAGGUUGGCACACACAUUUCUUCACCCUCCAUUCAUUUUUAUCUUCCCAGCUGCCCUGGGAGGUAGGCUAGUGUGUGUGUGUGUGUGUGUCUCUGUGUCUGUGUCUGUGCGCGCGCGUGUGUGUGUGUGUGUGUGUAUGUGUGUGUGUGUGUAAGGAAGAGAUACAUUUCAUAACUGAAGAGCUCAAGCAUAAAAGGUAAAGGUACCCCUGCCCGUACGGGCCAGUCUUGACAGACUCUAGGGUUGUGCGCCCAUCUCACUCAAGAGGCCGGGGGCCAGCGCUGUCCGGAGACACUUCCGGGUCACGUGGCCAGCGUGACAAAGCCACAUCUGGUGAGCCAGCGCAGCACACGGAAACGCCGUUUACCUUCCCGCCAGUAAGCGGUCCCUAUUUAUCUACUUGCACCCGGGGGUGCUUUUGAACUGCUAGGUUGGCAGGCGCUGGGACCGAGCAACGGGAGCGCACCCCGCCGCGGGGAUUCAAACCGCCGACCUUUCGAUCGGCAAGCCCUAGGCGCUGAGGCUUUUACCCACAGCGCCACCCGCGUCCCAGCUCAAGCAUAGGAAAGCACAAAAAUGAUGCAUGACUUGGUCCUUUGAAUACUGCUUGUAAUACUAAGUUCCACUUUUCUUCUUGUCAGGUAUUCUAUGCAAGAAAUGUAUGAUGUGGUAGCAGUUGUAAGUGAAUACAAGAACUUUGUGCCAUGGUGCAAAAAGUCAGAUGUGUUAUCCAAGCGCUCAGGAUAUUGCAAGGCACACUUAGAAGUUGGAUUUCCUCCUGUGUUGGAGAAAUACACUUCGGUUUGUACACUAGUGAGACCUCAUUUGGUUAAGGUAAUGAUUUUUUAAAAGCAUCUUGUAUUGUAUAAUUGCUUGCAGCUUUCCUGCCAUUCUAUUAUAUGUAGACAGAUGUGCUUGUUCAAUACAGAUUGCACACACUCCAGAAAUUGCUACCUCCCCAUCCAGUUUUUGUUUUAAGUUAUGGGUUCUCUAUACAGAACAGAAGUGCAAUAAAUAAUGCACCUAUUUUGCAUUAAUGCAUUAUUUUGUUUUUAUAUCCGCUGAAAAGAAACCUGAAGCUAAUACGCUGGAACGUACAUUGCCAGUUUUCUCUAGUAUAAGACACAUUUGUAGAGAUUCUUCAAAAACUUGCAACCGCUCCCUUCAGUUUCAUUGGGUUGGAUCCUAUUUGUCUUUUCCAUGAACAGCACUUGAAUCCAACAGAGGCUCCUUUUCCUUGCUUAUUUUUCUGCGCGGAUGGCAUUGUUAAGAACUUUUUAAGUGGAGAUACUAGAGUUUGAAUCUGGGACCCCCACUGAUCCAUGGUCUCUACCCAUACCUUUGGGACUUUUAUUUUUUCCCCUCCUUCUCCGGGCAUAAAAAGGAAGCACUUUCUAACAUUAUGAAAUAACAAAUGAGAAAUUAUGGAUUUUAUUCUGGUCUUGUAGUUCUAGUUUAUGUGGAAGCCGAAAUAAGUUGAACAUCUAGGUCUGAGGGUUUUGAAUCCAAUACGAAAGUGUUAAAACGGUUAACCUUUUUCCUAGGCAUCAUGCACAGAUGGAAAACUAUUUAAUCAUCUGGAAACAGUGUGGCGCUUCAGUCCAGGAAUCCCUGGCUAUCCAAGAACGUGUACCUUGGAUUUUUCAGUAAGUAUGAGAAUAAGCCUUCCAAGCUCUUCAGACUACCGAAAUAUACCUUUAAAGCCAUAACAAGCUGUGCUUGCAUGUCACACUAAACUAUAGUUUAAGGCAGGGGCAGCCAGCAUGUUGCACAGUAGAUGUUGUUGGACUACAACUCUCAUUAACCCAGCCAGCCUUGCUGGUGGUGAAGGAUGAAGGAGUUGUAGUCAGACAACAGCUGCCGGGCACCAUGUUGACUACCCCUGGUUUAGUAAGGUGUGAAAGAGCGGGAAUGAGCUGCCAUGAACCUCAGAUUUGUGCACUUUCUUCCUCUCCCUGCUGCAUGGUUGCGAGGGGUUUGGAAGCUUUUGCUUAACUGCCGUUUGUUAAGUCACCCAAAUCAACAAACUCUGGUUAACACUGACUGUGAUUUGACAUUAGCUUGUUCAGAACUAACCAUGAUUGUUGAAGCUUGGCUUGUUUAAACUAACCAUAGUUAGAAUCUGACCCGGAACUAUAUUUAGAUGACGUGAUAAGCCAGGGAUAUUGCUAGGUAGUUAAAAAGACUGGGGCCCAAGCCCAUGACACAAAUUUGCUUGAUAAUUUGUGUGAUAAUUUCUGUGUAAAGAAACAAAUUUAGAUGGCAUACAUUAGUACAGCUAGGUGAUUUUUGUCAACCUAGUUUAUGUAAAAAGAAUACUCUGAACAUGUGCAGUUUUACAGUUUAAACUCACUUAAGUCAUAGCACCAUCUUGAUUACUCAGGAAUACACAUUUUGUUUGGGAAACAUAUAAUACAGUGGCACCUUGGUUCUCAAACUUUUAAGGCGUGCUUUCCCAUAGAAAGUAAUGCAAAAUGGAUUAAUCCAUUCCAGACUUUUAAAAACAACCCCUAAAACAGCAAUUUUACUAUCUAACGAGACCACUGAUUCAUAAAAUGAAAGCAAUAAUCAAUGUACUGUACUAUAAAAUAGAGACAGUAUUGUAGAUGAUAAAAAUGAAAAUUAAUUUUUUCCCUUACCUUCACUGAUAAUAGUCAUUGUUUGGAUGGGGGGCUUUUAUCCAUAUCUGCAGUCACACAGUCAAUCAACCCGUAGCUGAACUGGGUUCCACACAGUCACAAAAACAAAUUAACUGAAAAAGCCUCAAAGACAAAAACGCAAAAUAAAUAGCAAAAACAAAAGCGCCAAACAUAAUCUGUUCUGGAAGUCCGUUUGACUUCCAAAAUGUUCGAAAAUUAAAGCACAGCUUCUGAUUGGUUCAGGCGCCCCAGAAACAAUAGCCGACAGCUGCAUUGGACGUUCAGCUUCCAAAAAACGUUCAAAAACCAGAACACUUACUUCCAAGUUUUCAGCGUUUGAGUACCAAGGUGUUUGAGAACCAAGGUACCACUGUAUAUUUUUUAAAAGAAAAGUAGCAAUAUGUACAUGCCUAGUCAGCUGUCUCCGACAAUAGAGUGCUUUAAACAAUAAGAGAGGAUGAUGCAGUGACCACAGUCAUGGGGCAUGUUUGCUUCUACCCCCAUUUUCUGCUGUUCUAUGAGUGUUCAUUUUGGAGAGGCUGGACCUCUAAGUGCAGCUCUAGUUCUACCACUUCUGUUCCUGUGUGUUGCAGCAUGUCCCCAGCUGCCCUGUAAGCCAAAAAGAUUUUUCUAUAAAGUUGCGAAUGGGGAAGCGAUUUGAGGCCCAGUACAAAAGACCUGGGGUUCUGGCUUUCAAGGUCACCCCUUAUUAAUAAUACCUGUGUGCCACAAUGUGGGUAAUCAAAAGGAGAAGUGAAAGCUUCCAAACUCCAUGGGAGGAGGGGAGCACAAACCUGAUACUUGUAAAUGCAGUUUAAUACAAUGUGCAAAUGCCGUCAGUGUGUUGCUCCCAACUGUGUUUAUUUUAAUUAAAGAAACCAAAAGCGACCUGAAUUCUAAACAUGCCUUUUAAACGUGUAUAUAUAAACAUAAAUUAUUAUAAACUUUAAAGUUUUCUUUCUGCUAGGGGUGGUAUGUGAAAUAUCUUCACUUCAAAUGUGUUUAUCUACAUAUUAUGAAAGAAGGCUGAUUCUUAAUUGCUUUGAAUACACUUGGGGUACUGGAAAACUCUAAAUCGCACUUUCCUUCACUAAGCAAUUCAACACCAUUGUUUGUGUUGUUUCUAGCUUAUCAUUCAAACUUAGUUUGUUUUUCAUUUAUUAUUUUUUCAGAAGAAAGAUGGAUUCUCAUUUGCUACUACUGAUUUGUAGUUUCAACAUAGGGCAGGAUCCAAAGUGCCAUUUUGGGCACACCGAAGAGCUUGCAGAUUUUCCCUCUUUCAACAGCAGAUCUUUCAUGCCUCCUUCCACUGUUUCUGAAAGUCCCCUUAGUUUCCAAAUGGUAUGUCAUGUAGUGAUAGGAAGAGGGUUGACUGCUGUAAGCCCCUUGGAUUUGUAGAACCAACCCUGCUGUGAAUGAAUAUUGUUCAUUCUAAGGAAAAGAGCACGAAAACAUGUGUCAGAUAGCAUUGAUGAAAGUUAGUCCCAAGAACCUACUCCUAUGGUUCAUGGUUGUAGUUUUCUUAUGGUUCAGAGGGAGCCUUGGGGCUCUCACAGAGGGUGGGAUCCACCAUCACACCAGAGAGCAUGAUGGGAUUGCCCUCCCUCCCUCCUGCAGUCCCACCCCAACUUAAUUUUCUCCAGAAGAUCCCUCCAACCUUCAGGAGUAGAUUUGAGGUGGGGUAGGUGCAAGGGGCUUCAGAGGGGGAGAAUGAACCGAUUUCCACUUGCACAAAAACAAUGAACAAUCCAUCGUUUUAUUUGUGUGUUACGCUCCCUUUCAGAAAUUAAAACCAUGCUCAAGGCGGCUUGCAACAUAUAAAAAAUUGCAUGAUUACAAACAUAACAAAAGGAGUCAUAAACAAUAAAUAAAAUAUCAAGAAGUACACAACCAAAUUGAACCAUUUCCUCAUAAAUCAUAAGAUGUAAAAUAUACAAAAAAUUAACAGCAAUAAGAGCAACAAACCACACCCUAAGCAAACUUCCUAAACAGUACCCCAGCUCAGGGGCCAGCAAACCUUUUCAGCAAGGGACCAGUCCACUGUCCCUCAGACCUUGUGGGGGGCCGGAUUAUAUUUUGAAAAAAAUAUACGAACAAAUUCCUAUGCCCUACAAAUAACCCAGAGAUGCAUUUUAAAUAAAAGCACACAUUCUACUCAUGUAAAAACACAGAUUCCCGGACCGUCUGCGGGCUGGAUUUAGAAGGCAAUUGGGCCGCAUCUGGCCCCCAGGCCUUAGUUUGCCUACCCAUGCCCCAGCCCAAGAGUCUGUUUAGCAACCUCAGCUCUUUUAGCUGGAGUCAGUCAGGGCUUGCCAUCCCAGGUCAGGUGGAAAAAGGCCUGCAAGGCAGGGAGGUCUUCUAGGACACACUGCCAAGAGAAUACCAAGGUUGGCUGUCACUCAAUGAAAUGACAGGCUUUUCCUCAUAUCCUGAUGUUGCUGCCUUGAAUGUUGUUGUUAUUACCCCACCCAUCUGGCUGGGUUGCAAUGAAAUUAUCCAGACUGGUCACACCGGUGCCUAACCUAGCAGGACUAUUGUAAAUUUUAUAUCACAGCCUCAUAAUAAAUAAACCUAAGUAGUAUAUUUUUCAUGGAUUUCUUCCUGGAGUCUAUAAACUUAUUAAUAAACCAGUGCACUUUUAAAUGAACAGUAUAGUCUGUCCAAAAGUUCUGCUAACACCUGCCAUUAACUCCCUAGCUUCCUUUUUUGUUCCUCUUUUUAAAAAGGAGCACAGCUUGUAUGAUGAGAUCAUUUCUGUAACUUGAGAAUUUGUUUAAUUUACUUUUAGCUACAUUGGUUUGAGAAUUGCCAUGCAAGUUCAAACUAGUGAAAACCAAACUGUUGCAAACAGUUCAUUUAUCCAGGGGCUGUUUUUUAGUUCUUCCACAUUUUAAAUCUAAUCAUCUAGUGCAACCCCCUGGAAUGCAGGAAUCUUUGGCCCAAUGUGGGGCUGGAAUCCACAACCCUGAGAUUAAGAGUCUCAUAUUAUCCAUUCACUUUGGGUAUUCUGACUUUUUGUCAAAGUUUAAUAAGAAUAAAUGUGUGUUGCUAUGCAUGCUCAGUCACACUCUCUUUCCAAUUCUGGUGCUUCUGAAAGUCUGUAACUGCUGUUUGCAACAUUUAAAACAACAGCAACAGCCUUAUUUUUACAAACCAUCUUCAAACCUUGCCAGGAAAGGAAGUGAAGCAUGUGACUAUUCUAUAGCAUUUCCCGAUCCUUCGUACUUUCUGCAAAUUAGUUGAACCUUCUUAAUAAACUGGGUGGACUCUGUAUUUUUUGUUGUGUUCAGUUAGCACUUGCACAAACUGCUCUUGGCUCAGAUAAAUUUAGGAUGAAAUUCAAUGUUACAUUGGUAACCCCAUCUUUCCUCGUCUACCUGUAACACUAAUGCGAUGAUUGAGAGUGGUUGCAGCUGCAAAUAGGUGAUCAGAAGCAGGAUCCUCAAUUCUAAUCCUGCCCUGCUGAUAGUCCCCCCACCCCAAAAAAGUGUGUGUUCCAGCUGGGCUCUACAACUAAGAAAAACUGCUUGGAAGAAUCAGCAUGUGAAGGGUUUUUAAAAACUCUUAUCAGUGCCCCUCACCCGCUCCACCCAAUUAUCUCAGCACACAAACUUGUGCUUGCAGUGAUAAUUCUAGUUCUGCCUUCACAUAUGUACAUGACUGCAUAGAAUUGCAGAUUUGGCUGCAGACCUUUUGAGUGGUUCUACCAGAAUAAAUCCCAAGCAGUUUUUUAGACAUUGCAACCAUAGUCUGGUACGAAAAGGGAAAUGUUCAGUGCUAAGGGAUUUCUAGCCAAAAGCUUUCAAAUUAACUCCCCCCCCCUUUUGGGGGAUUCCACUUUUAAAAUAUUUUCUUUGCUAUAGUUUAGGAUUAUGCCCGAAUACAGUAACUAAACCUCUUGAAAGCUUACUAAUUAAUGUUUCAUUGUUUUCAAUUUGAUUUUGUCAUGACUGACUGAAGAGGCAGUAGAUAACAGCAAACUCUGCUGAAGACAAGAUAGGACUGUAUCUGCAUGGGAAUGGGAUCAACCCAGCCCAUUCCACCUAACUGCGCACAUGGUGGAUAUCCUUAUGGAAUUGGCCUCCUUGGAGAUCUGAUCUGCAUUGUCAUUAAUUAUAAAUAGUAAUGAUCUAAUGGAUCUGGCCAAACCCAUGGGGCUGUGUAGAGCCCAAUUUCAGAUCUCCACGAUCCCUUUUCCAACCUGUGUUACAUCUGCAUAGGUUUGUAAGGUGCAUACCCUGCACUCAGAGCAGCUUAUAAACAGCUUGAUUUUAUUUAUUAACCCAGAUUAAAACCAAGAGGAAAAUAUAUAAUUCAAAGCAUCCCACCCACUUCUUAAAGGCCAGAUAUCUAAAGGCCAAAGGCCUGAUUACAGUGGAACAUUUUGCCUGGUGCCUAAAGACCCCCUGGACCUCUCACUUCUUUAAGAGUCAUGUCCUUAAUAGGCAUACAUUCUCAGUAACUUCACACAUAUCCUUAAUGUGUAGUUUUGGUUGCAACCACGUGUUGUAACAUGACAGUGGCAGUAGUGGAAUUGCUUUUGUUUCAUUUAUUGAAAGAGUGACCGGUUUAAUUCCUGUAUCAGCAGAAAGGUGGUGCGCAGCAGUUUUCUUUCGUCAGAUCUUAAAAUUUCAGCCUAUAUAAAUUCUUUUAUUAAUGAAAUUCAGCUCUAAGUGGUGAUGCUUAUGCAAGUGAAAUGCCAUCCACAAAAAUUAGGAGACCCGAGGGAAACUCAGAAGACUGCCCAACUACAGAAAAUCAAACAAAAAGAGAAACGUACUCCACACUGAAAUGUUUCGUGUUUACAUUGGUAUGUGGCUGUUAGCACCUAAAUUCAAAAUGCACUGAAAAGGCAUAAGUGGAAAGCAAAAUGCAAAGAGCUACAGCUAAAACCUUUUCUGUACAAGGGGGUUUCGUUAGCUGCAAGCUGAGGGAGGCUAUCAUGAGAAGAUGCAGCCAAGAGGAAAAUACCCAGAGGAACUUACUAUGAUUCCAUAAUUGCCUUGAAUAUAUCCAACAAAGUUCUUUGGUCCUUUGCUGAAAUGGAUGCAGGAAAGAAUGGGCCUAGCCAUCUUUUUGUGAGUGACUGACACAACUUACCUUUGUUUUAACAGAUUUCUUUUGAGUUUCGUUCCCUUCUACAUUCUCAGCUUGCCACACUGUUCUUCGAUGAAGUCGUUAAGCAGAUGGUUGCAGCAUUUGAAAGAAGAGCAUCCAAGUUGUACGGUCCAGAAACAAUCAUACCUCGAGAGCUAAUGCUUCACGAAGUGCAUCACACAUAAAAGGGGGGGAAGUCGUGUUAAACUACUUGGACAUCGUGUUUUAACGUGAAGUGUUCUCCCAUGCGGGCUUCUAGUUACAUGGGAAUUUGAAAAUUAUGUAUAAUACUACUGUACAACACAGGCCUGUAAGAUGCAGAUGUAUAUAAUAUAAAGCUUCAAUCAAGUGCAAUUAUAAGGUGCUGAUAAAGAGUGGCAGCUAUAAACUACACCAAAAUUGCCUUCUUCCUCUUGCCAGUUUUUAUGAAACUCAGCACUGUCUGCUGCCUAAUGUUUUGCAGUGUUUCUAAUAUUUACUAUUGGAAUCAAGUUUUAAGUUAUUAGUCUUUCAAAUGCAUAUUUAAGUUAUUUUUGCUAUUCAGGAAAAGCUUUAAAUUAGCACAUAUAAUUCUGAGAACAAAUUUCUCAGUAUGUGUAACUAUACUUAGUAGGGAAUGUUUAGUGUGUAAGUGGAAUGAAUAUAUAAAGGGCUCUUUUAAUCAAUAAACAUUGAUUAAAAAGACAUUGUCAAGUGCUUUCACAAGAUUCUAGCAGGUAAAUCUGUAAGGAGUCAUGAAUUCAAACUUUAAAGUGACUUGAGUUUCACAGAUCUGUUUGUAUAUUACAGUACAACUUUGCUAGGAUAAAAACAUACUAUUCCCUUUGUCUAGACUAAAGCAAGUUUUUGGGCAAUCCUCUCUACAGCUAGCACUGAAUUUUGUCAUUUUCCAAAGUUGUAUAAUUGGUUGUGCGGCUAAAUGUAUCCUUUUCAACAGAUUCCUAAAAUGGCUUCAAGAUUACUACCUUUAACUAGGAAGAGUCUUUAAAGUUUAGGCAUCAUAAUCAAGAGAAGCCGUGGCAUUUUAUCCUGAGUGAUGCUAAAUACACUGGGUUGCACAAAUUUAAAGUAAUAAAGCAAAGACUGUAGCUGCCUAAACUUUAAUAGCUCUUAAUCUUGAGCAAGAACAAGGAGUACAACCUUGGGCCCUCCAAAUUUGAGCAAAUCCGCAAAAAUUAAUAGAGCUGAUGGCAAAGGAGCUAUUAAGGCUAACGUUUCUCCCAUUCCUAGAAGAAAAAAAAAGGUUUAAGGAUGAUUGGCAUCUGGCUCUGUACUCCAAGAAAUGUUUUCAGGCUCACAUACCCGAUACAAAACAGGAUUGAGUUGUGAAUAAGUGAAUACAUUUCAUACCUUUUUGAGCAAUCUUUUAUUACAUAAAGUUGUCACAUAAUUGUAUAUUUGUCUACUUUGUACACAAUUUUAUUCAGUCUUGCACACAAUGGCUUCUGCAUGUCCUAGUGAUAGCAAGCACCAAUAAAAGUCUGAUUUUAACAGAACGGCAAGUGCUUGAACUGUUUAGAGCACAGCAUUAGUACACGGAUCUUCCACCCAGUAUCAGGAAUGUACAAAUGUCUUUAUUCAAAGUACAAAAUAAAUUAUCUGUAGGCAUGGACAAUGACUGUAAACGAUUAUGCAUGUCUAAACUGAAACCCAGUAACUAUUGUUACAGUGAUUCUUCAAACGCAGGGCCUUCUGCAGUCACUAUCCAUCCUGUUUCACCCUGACCUGAAGUUUUACUUAAAACUGUCAGGUCACUCACUGUAGUUCCAUGAUGGGACAUCCCUGUAGCUGAGCAUUAGAACAUGCCACCACCUCCCAUGCCAGCCCCCAUGCCUCCCAUGGCAGCUUCCUUCUCCUCUUUAGGAAUUUCCGUUACUACGGCUUCAGCUGUAGACAGAAGGGAAGCAACACCUGCUGCAUCCAUCAAGGCUGUCCUUACAACCUAAAAAAAGAAGUUUAAGAUAUAUUUCAGUGAGACACUUGUACAGCUCGUUAUCUAUUGUGUUGAGAUGAUAGGCCCGUUGGGAAAUAAAGAGAACUUACCUUCGUUGGAUC